Molecule: messenger RNA, 735 nt
Organism: Aspergillus candidus
Lineage: Eukaryota; Fungi; Ascomycota; Eurotiomycetes; Eurotiales; Aspergillaceae
Product: putative cyanamide hydratase
Exons: 2
Coding region: 1-735 (244 amino acids)
Source: RefSeq, a predicted model, not a curated record
AUGUGCAACCAGGAAAUCGCUGCGAACGGCUGGACCGCCAUGCCCGCCAACGCGGGCGCCAUCUUUGGUGACCAGCCUUUCAUCAACAAGCCAGGCCCUCUCCCUCUGAGCGAGAUAAAGUUCCCCUUUGAUGAUCCUUUGGUUGCGAAGACCCUCAAGUAUGCGAAGGAGACCCUCCAUGCUGAGACCUUCAAUCAUUCCAUGCGAGUCUACUUCUACGGAAUGGCCAUCACCAAGCAGCAGUUCCCCGAGAAAUUCGCGGCCCUGAACCCGGCUACCUGGGCCUUGACCUGCCUGCUCCACGAUCUCGGCACUGCUGAGGAGAACCUGACCGCCACCCGUAUGUCCUUUGACAUCUACGGCGGCAUUAAGGCCAUGCGCGUACUUCAGGACUUCGGCGCCACCGCAGAUCAGGCUGAGGCCGCUGCCGAAGCCAUCAUCCGCCACGAGGACAUGGGCGUUGACGGAACCAUCACCUACAUCGGACAGCUCAUCCAGCUGGCCACUACCUACGACAACACUGGCUUCCACCCUCACGUUCGCAACUUCGGCCAGCUGAUUCACGAGUCCACCCGUACCGAGAUCAAUGAGACCUACCCUCGCAUCAAGUGGUGCACUUUCUUCUCCACCACUAUCCGCAAGGAGGAGAGCAUCAAGCCCUGGUGUCACUCAACUCACCUGGUUAACUUCGACAAAGAGAUCGAAGCCAACACUCUCAUGAAGAAGUGGGAAUAA